Molecule: messenger RNA, 989 nt
Organism: Siniperca chuatsi (mandarin fish)
Lineage: Eukaryota; Metazoa; Chordata; Actinopteri; Centrarchiformes; Sinipercidae
Gene: pla2g1b
Product: phospholipase A2, group IB (pancreas)
Exons: 4
Coding region: 24-473 (149 amino acids)
Biological process (GO): phospholipid metabolic process; lipid catabolic process; arachidonate secretion
Molecular function (GO): calcium ion binding; phospholipid binding
Source: RefSeq, a predicted model, not a curated record
UCAUCGUUUUUCUGACUGUAGCCAUGAAUGUGACAGCUCCUCUGCUGCUGCUGCUUCUCACUGCUUGUAUGGUCGAUGGUGCGCUGCUGUCCAAGGCAUUAUGGCAGUUUGGAAAGAUGAUCCCAUGUGUUCAGCCUGGUGUUAACGCUCUAGAAUACAACAAUUACGGCUGCUGGUGUGGCUUCGGGGGGACGGGAACCCCUCGAGACGAAGUGGACAUGUGCUGUAAAGUUCAUGACAAAUGCUAUCGAACAUGCAGAAAGGCUCCUGGCUGCACUGCUAUUGCUGACCUUCCUUAUGUUCUUGUUUAUGAUUUCACCUGUUCAAAUCAACAAGUGACCUGCUCAGCUACCAACAAUAAGUGCCAGGCUGCUGUGUGUGAAUGCGAUCGGGUGGCGGCUCACUGCUUUGCUCAGGCCACAUACAACCCUGAAAACAAGAACCUGGAUCCCAAAGUCCACUGUGUCAACUGAGUAAUACAACCCACAAAAACAACACGCAAGAGAAUGUUGGAUUACUAACAUUUUUCUUUUCAAAUUUUUAUUUCUUUAUAAUUUAUAACAACGCUUGACUUAAAAGAAGUUUGUUGUAAAAAGGCAUCAAUUAGAAAUAAAACAUGCAAGUGAGAUUCUGAUUGUGGGGCCUUUCAACUGAAUUUCAACCGCUCCGUGUCCUCGUGUCUGUUUGCUCAUGUAUGGAGAGCUUAUGUAGCAGAGGUUGCAGCUGUGCUUAUUUCACUAUUACACUUUUAGAUUUUUCCAGUCACAGUUUCUCACACUUUCCAGGUCAAUUUAAUGUGUAAAGCCACACGUGAGGCUUUGGCUUUGUUCAAACUCAACCAAGGUCAAAAGUUAAAGACAACUGAAAAUAAUGUGUCUAAUCUUUGUUCAGGCAGGUUUCCACUUGUGCAUCAUGUGUUUGGUCACUCUAUUAAUGAAUGAAAAUAUCCUGUUGUUCUCAUGUCUCUAGGAGUUUCUGGUUGAUACUGA